Messenger RNA from Lasiodiplodia theobromae, 1689 nucleotides. Its product is annotated as Yor378w-like protein. The transcript has a single exon. Gene Ontology annotation, cellular component: membrane. NCBI's taxonomy places the organism in Eukaryota, Fungi, Ascomycota, Dothideomycetes, Botryosphaeriales, Botryosphaeriaceae. Gene Ontology annotation, biological process: transmembrane transport. Gene Ontology annotation, molecular function: transmembrane transporter activity. The record is from RefSeq and is a predicted model, not a curated record. Bases 1 to 1689 code for a protein of 562 amino acids.
AUGCCUUCGCAGCAAGCAGUCCUACACAUAAACUUCGACUCGAAGACACCAACAACAGCCUCGAGGAACUCGUCGAUUCCGAACACGCCUUUGGUGCCUGAGAUCCCAGCACGAUACAAAUUCCCCCACCACGAGGACAGACACUCUGAGAAGAGUAUGCCCGUCGACAAUGAGAAAACAGCAAGCUACGGCAUAGAAACACCGCCAGAACCUCAUGAUCUUCCCGGGCCUCCUGGAGGACAUGGAGGAAUCAGGAUGACACGCAGUCAAGAAGUCCUCUUUGUUGCGACUGUCUCGAUGGCACACUUCAUGAUCCAAUGCGCCAUCGGCAUUGCAUUGGCACCAAUCGACACCAUCGCAGUAGACCUGCAGACCAGGAAUCCCGGAGAGCAGAGCUGGUUCAUCUCGUCGUACGCUCUAACGGUUGGCACGUUCAUCCUCAUUGCCGGACGAGCCGGCGACAUUAUGGGCCACAAGCGUAUCUUUAUCUUCGGCUACGCCUAUUUAGGGUUCUGGAGCACGCUAGCAGGAUUCGCCGUAUACCCCCGGUCGCAGAUAUUUUUUGACUUCUGCCGUGCUCAACAGGGCGUUGGGUCUGCACUUCUCAUGCCUAACGCACUGGCUUUGCUUGGUCGGUCGUAUGCGCCAGGUCCUCGCAAAAACAUCAUCUUCAGCAUCUUUGGUGCCAGUGCCCCAUUCGGCGCGACCAUUGGCAACAUUUUUGGGAGCAUCUUUGGCCAACUGCUGUGGUGGCCAUGGGGCUUCUGGGCAUAUGCCAUGGCUGCCUUCGGGCUCGCAGCUGUCUCUCUCAUCGUCAUUCCGAAGCCGUUGUCUGCUCUUCCUCCGCACCGCCCUAGUUUCGACUGGACCGGUUCCAUCCUUGGCGUUCUCGGCCUCGUCCUCGUGAAUAUCGCCUUCAACAACGGGCCUCUCUACGGCUGGGAGAAGCCACACGUCUUCGUACUCUUGAUCGUCGGUGUCCUCAUCCUCGCCGCCUUCUUCUUCGUCGAGAUGCGCGCAAGCAACCCGCUGCUGCCCAAGUCGGCGCUGAACAGCACGGUGAUGUACAUUCUCACGUGCCUGGCGCUCGGCUGGGGCGCUUUUGGCGUCUGGGUCUUCUACACGUUCCGGUUCCUUGAAGUGGUGCGGCAACAAACGCCACUGCUUGUAUCGGCCGAGUUCGUUCCGGUCAUCUUUGCGGCAGUCAUCGCCUCGGGCGUAACGGGUUACAUGCUCAGCCACACGCCUGUCAGCUUUGUUAUGCUGUGUGCCAUGGUGGGCUUUUUCCUCGGCAUCGUCCUUGUCGGCACCAUGCCCAUCGACCAGUCGUACUGGGGGCAAACCUUCUUCGGCAUCCUGGUCAUGCCGAUUGGCAUGGACAUGUCAUUCCCGGCGUCGACGGUCAUCCUGAGCAACAGCAUGCCUGGGACCCAUCAGGGCUUGGCAGCGGCGCUAGUAACGACGGUCAUCAACUACAGCGUCAGCAUCACGCUGGGCAUUGCGGCACUUGUCGAGGUGAAGAGUAUCGCGCCGACGCCCGGCGUGUUGCUCAGCAUCGAAGACGUCGCUCACGGAAUGCACAUGGCGUACCUGGUCGGGAUCUCGUUCGGGGCUGCUGCGGUCAUCCUGGCAGCUGUUUUCUUCGUAAGAAGCUACAAGAGGGAAGGUUGGCAGGUCAUGGCACAUUGA